GAGGCCAGGGAGGGGCGAGAAGACUGCUUCCUGAUGCAGGGGGUGGGAGUUGGAGGAGACUAGGAGCAGCGUCACGAGCUGCAUUAGGUGUACGUGAGGGGAGAGACCAAGGGGUAGACGUGGACGUGAGAGGGGCGAGGGGGCUUGCUUCCUGAUGCAGGGGCCAGUGGGAGUCGGAAGAUAUCAAGAGCAGCAGGGGGAUCAUCAGCAGCAUCAUCAUCAUCAGCAUCAUCAUCAGCAUCAUCAUCAGCAGCAUCAUCAGCAGCAGCAUCAUCAGCAGCAUCAUCAGCAGCAUCAGCAGCAUCAUCAUCAGCAUCAUCAUCAGCAGCAUCAUCAGCAUCAUCAUCAGCAGCAUCAUCAGCAUCAUCAUCAGCAUCAUCAUCAGCAUCAUCAUCAGCAUCAUCAUCAGCAUCAUCAUCAGCAGCAUCAUCAUCAUCAGCAUCAUCAUCAGCAUCAUCAUCAGCAGCAUCAUCAUCAGCAGCAUCAUCAUCAUCAGCAUCAUCAUCAGCAUCAUCAUCAGCAGCAUCAUCAGCAGCAUCAUCAUCAGCAUUAGGUGUACAUGAGUGGAGGGACCUAGGAAUAGCCGUGGACGUGGGAGGGGCGAGGGGACUGCUUUCUGGGGCAGGGGCCAGUGGGAUUCGGAGGAGACUAGCAGCAGCAGGCGUGUCAGCAGCAGCAGCAGCAGGGGCACCCGAGUGGAUGGACCUAGGGGUAGCUCUAGACGUGGCAGCCCUGCAGCAGUGCGUGGGGCAAGGGAGGGUGGUGACUGUGGACGAGUAUCUCAGAGGGAAGGGCAGUGGGAGAGGGGGAGAGGAGGGGGUGGAGGUGCGGAUGUGGUGGUGGUGGCAUGGCGGCGAAUCCGUGCUCGCCACGUGUCAGCGGUUCAUUCGUGUGGCUCCAUGGGCGAAACUGUUACCGCAUGAUAGUACGGAUGGUGCCACACAUGGGGAUUCUACAGGCGGUGACACUGAUGCUGGUGCUAAUAAUAGUGAUACCAACGAUGGUGCUACUAACGAUGGUGCUACUAACGAUGGUCGUAGUAACGGUGACAGUGUUGAUAGUGGGAUCAGCAGCAACGACCCCGCUCAUCUCGCCCGCAUGUGCGCAUCGCCCCCCAUCCCUGCCACCAACGCCUCCCUCCGCCAGUUCCUUGCCUUCUUUGCCCGCCGCACAGAGCCGGUCAUAGGGCUGGGAGACGUGUUCGAGGUGAGGGGAGGGUGGAUGAAAGGGAGAUGGAGGAGAGUGUUUCACAGGGACCUUCAGGGAAGCUGUUGGAGAGGAAGAAGGAAGCCGCUUCAGCACAGAGAAACUGCUGGAAGGCCAUGCUAGCUCCGAUGAAUCGCCUGGUCUGUACAACGGUGUCAACCGUGCUCUCCCCUUAGUGAGAGGCGCUCACGCAAACUCGCGAGCAGAGAAGAUGCUUCAAGCCCAUGCUAGUUCUGACGGUCUACCCGGUCUCUACGAUGGCCUUAACGGUGCCGUCCCCGUUCUGCCGCCCUGCCGCCUCGCCAUGCGCCCGCACCCCGCUGUCCUCUCCGCCGCCCAUGCCUUCGCGCGGCAUGUGCUCGGCACACGCUUUGCCGCCCUGCACCUGAGGCGGACGGAUUUCGAAUCUCACUGUUCGAGACCGAACUUCCGCUGCUGGCUGCCGCUCUCCCAGAUAGCCAGAUGCUUGGCUGAUCGGAUCAAUGCGCUCAAUGCUGCUGCUUGCUGCUGCUGCUGCAGGAAAGGAGGGGGUCGAGAGGAGAGCAGCUGGGGGUGGUGCAGAUGGCGGUGCUGGCAGUGGAAGUGGUGGCAGUGGGAGCUGGCUGCAGCAGCAUCAAGUGCGGACGCUGUUCAUUGCCACAGACACCUCAGACCGGGUGAGAGGUGCACACAGCAGGGCUCAGGUGGUUGAGAGCAACAGCUGUCCAGGUGGGUGAGAGCAAGAGCCGUCCAGGUGGGUGAGAGCAAGAGCCGUCCAGGUGGGUGAGAGCAAGAGCCGUCCAG
Closterium sp. NIES-67 is the source of this 1989-nucleotide messenger RNA. The record is from the annotation of a GenBank genome assembly. NCBI's taxonomy places the organism in Eukaryota, Viridiplantae, Streptophyta, Zygnematophyceae, Desmidiales, Closteriaceae.